GGCACUUGCUUGCGUCGCCGGUGACAAAUCUGCAGACAAGACGGCGAUCUUUGAAAUCUUCUGAUUUCCUAUUUCGGCGAACAUACAUCUGCAAACGAUCACUGUUGGACUGCUGUCAAAGCAGUCAUCUGUUGCUGCUUGCGGUAUGAUUGAAGAGGAAAUGCUCAAUGCUUCAAAAAGACAUGGUGAUGCACGGCACGCCGGGAUAUGGAAUCACUUGGUCAGAUGCUGAUGAUGGAGCGCGGACGCGGUAAUGAGCAGCGCGAGCAGCAGGUUGAAAUCGAUCCGGACUUCGCACCCCAGAGCCGGCCACGCUCCUGUACUUGGCCGCUGCCAUGCCCAGAAGAUUUUAUUGGAGUCGAAGAGGGGUACCCCGGUCUCCACUUGUCUUCUAUAAAGGAGGAGACGGAAGAUGUUCCAGCUUGCAGAGUCGAAUGGAGCGGCGGCGUGCCGACGGAGUUGAAGCAUUCGGCUGUUGCUCUGGCUCCCAGUCCGUCUACUCUUUCAAACCUACCCAGGGCUACAGUGAUCGACGUACAGUUGCGCAAAGCCAAGUCCUCACGACGGAACGCAUGGGGAAACCAGUCUUACGCGGAUCUUAUCACGCGUGCCAUCGAAAGCACACCUGAUAGAAGACUCACCCUGUCACAAAUCUACGACUGGAUGGUGCGCUGUGUACCUUACUUCAAGGAUAAAGGGGACAGCAACAGUUCGGCUGGGUGGAAGAACUCCAUCCGGCACAACCUGUCGUUGCACUCGCGCUUCAUGCGCGUGCAGAACGAGGGCACGGGGAAGAGCUCCUGGUGGAUGCUGAACCCGGGGGGCGGGAAGAUGGGCAAGUCGCUCCGCAGGCGGGCUGUCUCCGUCGACGACGGCACCAAGUGGUGGAAGAGCAAGGGCCGGGGAGGCGGGAAGAGGGGCGGGGGAGCGGCGGGGCCGCAGAGGUCACCUGAGCAGAACAGCCCCGGGAUGCUGGGUGGGAUCGGAUGCGGGGGGAAGGGAUUCGACUCUUGGGGGGACCUCCGCUCCCACACCGGGUCCUCCGACUCCUCCGGUCUCGGUGGUCACCUUUCCCCCAUAACGGCCGAGGGGGAGAAGGAGGAGACCGAGGAGGACGGCCUGUCCCGCCCGGUUUCACCCCGCCACCACCCGGCCUCCCCCACUGCAAACCCUCCUGCCCUGGACCUGCCCCACCUGGCUGACCUCACAGGAACCAUCAGCCUGGAUGAGGGUUACCCCCAGCCCCCGCAACCCCUCCCGCCGCCCCAUCACCGGGUCUCCGAAUUCUCAUUUAGUCCAGCUUCCGAGAGGCUGCACUGCAGCUCCACCUACAGCCAGUCAGGGGAGGCCAUGCGCCGGCACCACCUGCCUCUCCAGACCAUUCCGGAAAGUCCCGGCCAUGUCCACGGCCCCAUUAGGGGCUACUCAGGGAGCAGUGCUCUGCAGAACCUGCUCGUUAGCGGCCCACAGGACUUCGCCAAAGACCCGCGGCUGGGGCAGAACGGGCCCUUCCACCCCCUGUGCACCCUGUCCCACAGUGAAGACUCCAGGCAUGACCCUAACCAUCAUCACAACCAUAACCAUAAUCCCAACCAUAACCUUAACCUUGGCUGCAACCCUAUCCGUGAUCACAGUCAGAAUCGUAGUCACCACAACGACCACAACCCCAGUCACGGUCACAACCUCGGCCAUGACCAUGACCUCAGUCAUGACCGCGGUCGCCACCAGCAGCAAGCUCUCUCCCCAAGGCUUAACACCGGGCUUCUGCAGUCCUACUGCAGCCUAAAAGCCCAUGCUCCCUAUAGCUCCCCCUCGAAGAUCUACAACCUCCCGCCCGCCUCUCCUGCACAGUCCCCUGGCCAACUUUAUCAACCGUACAAUGUCCACCAGCAGCAACAGGAACACUAUUUCCACUCGCAAAGCACGGGUUACUAUGGCUACCACACCUACCAUUACCCAAGCCAUUCUUACAAGGAGUUGACCACUGACUCUAGCCUUGACUUCCUGCAUGGCAACUUGGACUGUGGCACUGAGCCGUUCUUCUUAAACGAUUCUGUGAGCUCUCAUGAGAUGGCCGUUGCUGUUCACCCGUCCCUGCCUCAAGGGCGUGGGCUGGGCCUAGGGGGACUUACUGCUCCUUCUGCUAAUGCCCAGGGCUGGGUUCCUGGCUGAGACCAAUGGCAUGACCGGAGUGGUUUCGACCACAAGGCUGGGCAGAUGACUCUAGACGGGUUCCAGUUUGCAGUCUGAUGUGCCUGAAGCUUAAUUGUGAUUGGCUGGUAUAGACAUAUACAAGCACACACAUCUGCCAGUCUCAGGAUACUUGUUUUCACCCUUGCCCUCUGCUGGAACAGUCUGUCAAUUCUCUCAAUUAUGUGUGACCUCCCUUGUCCUCAUCAUCUGUUAGUCUUGACCUCCCUGGCUUGUUAUAUUAGCAUAUUCACACAAGGCACAAGUCAUUGAAAUUUGGGCAGAUUCAUGAAUGACAAGAUAGCUGAAGAUUGAUCCUAGUUAUGAUACUUGGGGCCCAGAAAAUGUUCAUGUUGGUAAAUACAUCAUAUACCUCUACAGUGAAGAUAACUGAUUAGAUGGCUAAUGAACUUAUUUAUAACAAACAAAUUUCAAGCACAAAGCUCUAGGUUUUAUAUCGUACAGCUAUAUGGCUUCCAAUCUUUUAGCUGGCUUGCCAGCAAUUAAAUACUGUACUGAUAUCUUGGGUUUUCAGUGUACUUGUCCCUGGUUAUGCACUUUGUUGUACAUCGCUCUGGAUAAGAGCAUCAUGUAAUGUAAUAAUAUGCCCCUGAAAUUGUUUAAAGUUCAUUGUUUACUCCCAUAUGGUUAUAUUCCUUCAGAAUACAUGAAAAAUAUAUGUAUUGUAGGCAAACCCUGUGGUUGACUAAUUUACACUGUGGUGUGAUGAAAUGCUUUUGAAUUUUAGGGUAGUGCUCAAGCACAGAACAAAGGAAGUUGAAAGAUUAUGAAAGAUUCUCCUCUAUAUGAUCAUCAAUCCAUUAAAACACAAUAGAAGACCUUCAUUCUUAAAGACAAGCUGAAAUCAAAAUUCACUUUUCCUCAAUUUAGUAAAUUCUUCAUAACCAUAUGAACACGGCUUAAAGUACACAGUAUAUUCCAAAAAAUAUCUAAAAUUUUAAACAUUGUGUAUUCUCAGACCAAAGUUUAUUUCCAUCGAUUUCCAGGAAAACAAGAUUUUACAUCAUUGUGUACCAGUGUGUUGAUCAAAUCACCUCAAAUCAAUAUCCUUUUCACAUAUCACGUAAGAUAAUGCUGUUCUAACUUCCGUUUCAGCUUGUCUUUAAGGCCUUAAAGGCUUUAUUCACCCCAUUGUUCUGGUUCUUUCUGUAUCCCUUCCUAAAGCCAGUUAAAUCAACCAAACAGACCUAGCAGUAGCCCUCUGUGUGGUAUCAGUACAAUGUGCACAGUCAGCUAAUCUGAACCUCAGGUGAACAGCUGAUCCAGAAUAUAAGACAAUCAGAAUGGCAGUCAGAGACAUAACCUCCACUCCUCUAUUGUCCAUACCUUUAUCUCACUGGUUCUCAGUUCCUUCUCACUGUUAAAUGAUGUGAAAUUAGCUGAACUGGAAGUUGUUUGUGUGCAUCCCUUUCCAAGGAAAGUCCUUCUUUCUCUACCUACCUAGUGCCACUUUGGACCCAGCCCUUGUCACUAUAUGACCUGGCAGGGGGUGGGUGGAUUGUCCUGCUGAAUGACCCAAGCUGGAGAAAGGCCCUGCUAACACUGUUUCUGCUUGUAUUGGAUGAAAUAAAAUAAACAAUGUUUUGAUUGGAUAAACAGAUUUUGGGUUUUGCAGGUUAAUGUGGUUUCCCAAGAGUUGAUUAAUGAACUGUUUUUUUAAUUUUUUUUAUUAUUUAUUUAUUUUUGCAUGGCUGUGCAUAGGACCCUGUUCUUGUGUUGAUAGCCUUGGUAGGUUCUCUCGAAUCCUGGGCAUUGUGUCAGGGCAGUAUCGUAGAGUGCAGUGUGUGGUCACAGAUAGGCAGAAUGUGAUGGUCCUUAGACAGUAUAUCCAGUUUAUAUUUCAGAAUGCUAAAGAUGGGAAUUUAGCAUCGUGAGUGAGGUUUAGCCUUUUGUAUCAAGGUUCUGACAUCCUUAUUAUCUUAUAUUUUAAUUAGUAAAAUUAAUUUUCUACAAAAUGACAAUUGACAAUAUUGUUUGAAGAAUGUUUGUCUUAUAUUCUGGCGAA
Messenger RNA from Conger conger (European conger), 4216 nucleotides. RefSeq names its product forkhead box protein O3-like. The coding region runs from base 208 to 2172 and encodes 654 amino acids. Gene Ontology annotation, cellular component: nucleus. NCBI's taxonomy places the organism in Eukaryota, Metazoa, Chordata, Actinopteri, Anguilliformes, Congridae. The record is from RefSeq and is a predicted model, not a curated record. The transcript has 3 exons. Gene Ontology annotation, molecular function: RNA polymerase II cis-regulatory region sequence-specific DNA binding; DNA-binding transcription factor activity, RNA polymerase II-specific. Gene Ontology annotation, biological process: regulation of transcription by RNA polymerase II.